Molecule: messenger RNA, 5322 nt
Organism: Cygnus olor (mute swan)
Lineage: Eukaryota; Metazoa; Chordata; Aves; Anseriformes; Anatidae
Gene: USP4
Product: ubiquitin specific peptidase 4
Exons: 22
Coding region: 48-2867 (939 amino acids)
Biological process (GO): protein deubiquitination
Molecular function (GO): cysteine-type deubiquitinase activity
Source: RefSeq, a predicted model, not a curated record
UGCGCACGCGGGCCGCCGACCGGCAGCGGCGGGGCGAGCGCACCAAGAUGGCGGCGGCCGAGGGCGGCGGGGCGCGGCCGGACACGGCGGUGCAGCGGGCAGAGCUGCGGGCGCUGCUGGCCACGGCGCUGCGGCCGGGGGAGGCCUGGUACCUGGUGGACAUCUGCUGGUUUAAGCAGUGGAAGAAGUUCGUGGGCUUCGACAGCUGGGACAUGUUCGGCGUGGGCGACCCGAGCCUUUUCCCCGGGCCCGUGGACAACUCGGGGCUCUUCAGCGAUGCAGAGACGCAGAGCUUAAAAGAACACCUCAUCGACGAGCUAGACUACGUGCUGGUUCCCGCUGAAGCCUGGAAUAAAUUGGUAGCGUGGUAUGGCUGCAUAGAUGGACAGCAGCCUAUUGUGAGAAAAGUAGUAGAAUACGGUCUGUUUGUGAAGCACUGUAAAGUUGAAGUUUAUCUUCUUGAACUGAAGCUGUGUGAGAGCAGUGAUCCUGACAACGUAAUCAGCUGCCACUUCAGCAAAGCGGAUACCGUCGCCACUAUUGAGAAAGAAAUGAGAAAACUAUUUAACAUCCCAGCUGAGAAGGAAACUAGGUUAUGGAACAGGUAUAUGAGUAACACUUUUGAGCAGCUCAGCAAGCUGGAUAGCACUGUGCAAGAUGCGGGCCUGUAUCAUGGGCAGAUUGUUCUAAUAGAAGUGAAAAAUGAAGAUGACACCUGGCCUAGACAGCAUUUCCUGGCAAAAUCAAGCACUGCAACUAGCAGAAACUUUACUACCUCUUCAAAAUCAUCAGCAAGUUCUUAUUCCUCAGUGUCUGCCACUUCUGUCAUUACUAAUGGUGAUAGCAGUAACUCCUAUGGACUGAACAGCUCCCACCUGGGCAGGGGAGGUUCUGGAUUUGUCUGCAACUCUUACAACUGCGAGGACUCUGCUUCCCUGUCACAACCUGGACUUUGUGGACUCAGUAACCUUGGGAAUACCUGCUUCAUGAAUUCUGCGUUACAGUGUCUGAGCAAUACCCCUCCUCUGACUGACUAUUUCCUGGAAGAUAAAUACGAAGCUGAAAUAAAUCAGAACAAUCCCCUGGGGAUGAGAGGAGAAAUUGCAGAAGCCUAUGCAGAGCUCAUUAAACAGAUUUGGUCUGGGAGACAGUCUCACGUGGCCCCACGUAUGUUUAAAACACAGGUUGGCCGGUUUGCUCCUCAGUUUUCAGGAUACCAGCAACAAGAUUCCCAGGAGCUGUUGGCUUUUCUUCUGGAUGGUUUGCAUGAGGAUUUGAAUAGAGUGAAGAAGAAGCCCUACUUGGAGCUGAAGGAUGCUAAUGGCAGACCUGAUUCGGUGGUAGCAAAAGAGGCCUGGGAGAACCAUAGGCUGAGGAAUGAUUCUAUCAUUGUGGAUAUUUUUCACGGUCUCUUCAAAUCUACACUUGUUUGUCCCAAGUGCUCUAAAGUUUCUGUGACCUUUGAUCCCUUCUGUUACCUAACCCUUCCACUGCCUUUGAGGAGAGAUCGUCUCAUGGAAGUUACCCUGGUAUACGCAGACCCACAGCGCAGACCUGUCCAGUACCGGGUCGUGGUGCCAAUGAUGGGGGCCAUCUCAGAUCUGUGUGAAUCACUCUCCAAAAUUUCUGGGGUUCCUGCAGAAAAUAUGGUGGUGACAGACGUGUAUAAUCAUCGAUUCCACAAAAUCUUCCAAAUGGAUGAAGGUUUAAAUCAUAUCAUGCCAAAAGACGACAUCUUUGUAUACGAAGUUUGCAAGCCAAGCGAGGAUGGCUCAGAGUAUGUUACUCUCUCCGUUUACUUUCGGGAAAAGACAGUGAGGCAAUCCAGCAAUACUUCAGGCACCGUUCUGUUUGGGCAGCCGCUGCUGAUAUCUGUGCCGAAACACAAGCUCACUGUGGAUCACUUGUACGUUGUAGUUUUGGAGCAGAUCAGUCGCUACGUGAAACUCCCCUUGGCAGAAGAAUACUCUACGCCCUGUCCAGACAAAGGAACCUGCAACGGCUCCAGUGGUGUGGCUGAAGGUGACAUUGAAGAGAUGGACCAUCAGGAUGGCGGACAGGAAGCCAAGGAAAAGUUGACAGAAAUUGAAUGCCACUCUGAUGGUUGCAUGCAGAUUGAGUCAAUGAGGGACGUGCAGCCUUGCAAGAAGCAGCAUUUCACUUUUAGCCUUGUGAAUUCGUAUGGGACCUCUGAGAUAAACUCCAUCGUGGAGGGAAAGAUCUUGAAAUUGAAUGCUUUUUCUACACUUGCUAUUGACUGGGAUUCUGAUACGCGGAGGCUACUCUUUGAUGAACAGGAGGCACAGGCAUUUGAAAAGCAUUCAAGUUUGUUACAACCACAGAAGAAGAAGGCUGUGGUAGCUCUCAGAGACUGCAUAGAGCUCUUUACUACUAUGGAAACGCUCGGUGAACAUGACCCUUGGUACUGCCCUAACUGUAAGAAACAUCAACAGGCCACAAAGAAGUUUGACUUGUGGUCUUUGCCCAAGAUUUUGGUAGUUCAUUUAAAACGCUUCUCGUACAGCAGAUACUGGAGGGAUAAACUUGACACUGUUGUUGAAUUCCCUAUCAGGGGUUUAAACAUGUCUGAGUUUGUCUGUGAUCCAAGAAGAGGCUCGUAUGUCUAUGACCUCAUUGCAGUUUCCAAUCACUAUGGAGCCAUGGGAGUAGGCCACUACACUGCCUAUGCCAAGAACAAAGUGAAUGACAAGUGGUACUACUUUGAUGACAGCAGCGUAUCCGUGGCUUCAGAAGACCAAAUAGUGACAAAAGCUGCAUAUGUGCUGUUUUAUCAGCGCCGAAACAGUGAAGAACAUAUUGCUCCAUCUCCUCCCCAAGAAGAGUGUGAUGGCAUGGAUACCAACUAAGCGUCGCAAUCGCCCCCCGCCCAGCACUCGCCCACCGUGUUAGCGGUCACUCUUCUAAAGCUAUGUCUGAGGCAUCUGAAAUUUUUCCUUCCUUCUGUAGGAUUUGAGCAGAAAACAUAGCACUGAAAGAUUCAGUGCUUGGGAUUGCAGAAUAGCACUGGAGAGUCAGGAAUAGGUGCUGACAGUUGUAUAUUUAGAGGCCAAAAAUAACAUAUAUUGGAGCUUUGAUAAAGUUCUUUUUUAAAAUCUGGCUGAGCUGUGUGGCUAGAGGCAGAGGUCAGGGUUGGGCCAGGCUGAGGGCUGUAGUUGGGGUUGGGGAGAGUAGGAAUUGGAGGUCACAGCUGAAUAUUGUGGGGCCCGUGGAGUGGCAGGUAAGAUUCUCUGAAUUGGUAACGGGGGCUUCCUGUAAAUCCUCUGAUGUUGCUGAUGCCCCAGGCCCCCCUGCCCCAUGCCAAGGAGGUGCUUGCACCCUUUCUGGAAGCUCUCAGUUCGAAUCUACGUCCCUCUGGCUUGCCUGUUGCCAUCUCUGCCGUUGUACUUCGGUUCCCUUGCCAAGCAUCAAGAGUUUCUCCUUCUUGCAUCCUUUCAUCUGCUGAUGCAUUUCAGAACCUUCUGGGCAGUUUUGACUCAGCCUUGUAAAUGUGAACACCGAAUCCUGCCAUGUGGGUAAUUUUACUGGAAGUAAGUUGUACCUGGCCGCGUGGUUGGUGCAUGCGUGGGCUUGUCUGCACAGUGGCUGCAGGAUACGGCUCCUAGACCUCUGGCUCCUAUUCUUCACUAAAGAAAAUAUCACGUGUGAGGCUGUCCACUUCUUGUCCUCUCAAUCGAUCUCCUACAUCCUUCAUGUCACCUUUAGGCCGCUCUAAGGACUUUCCUGCCUCCACCACUUCUCCAUGGUUUGUGUGGUUGCAGCACUUUUAUUUUUUAUUUUUAGCUCAUUUGUCCCCUUGGAGCUUUUACUCUGGUAAGGCUCAGCUCUGUGUCCCAAAGCUGUCGCCUGUAAGGAUGCUAGCCCAGUGCAAUGGAUUGUGUGAGGUUUUGUCCUUUUCUCGUGACUUUUCUUUUGCAUUGUUCUUUCAGCAUUUGUCCUCUUCCGUUGGAUGUCACCCACCCUAACAUCUUCUGAGAGGCUGCAGGUGUAAAGGUCCUGGCCACAGUUUCCCUUUGCCAUAGCUGCUCAGUUGUUCUGCUCCAUCUUUCCAACACAACUGGCAAAUGCUCUUCCUGCUCCACCUUUACCCGAACCGUCUCUGUUAUUUGCAGGAAUUGAGUCCAGCUUUGCUCUUGAGUGAGGGCUCCGGUGAACCCUAGGUAGGGUCAGUCCUCAACAGAGAACUGAUAUUCCCAUGAAAAAUAGGAAAAAUCUAGUCUGAAUCUGUGGUUUUGAGGGUAAGUUCUAGCUCAAGGUGGCGAACCACACAGGAGGGUUUUUUCCUUCUUGGAGCCAAGUGCAUUGGCAGAACCAAAGGCUAAGAAAGACUAUUGCCUCGCAAAGGCUUGUUCCCUCCCCCCCCCAACAAAACGUGUUCCUGCAGUCACACUCUCCUCUCCGCACGGUUCUUGCAGCUUCACUGCUGGCCAUGACUGUCCUGUCAACAUAACAGCAGUCAUCGUUUAACUCCGGGCACACCAGCUCAGCUCCCUUUCCGCUUCUCUCAGCAACAAGCCCCAUAGGAAGUUGUCGUGUGCCAGUCCCUAGACUUCUGCGCUGCAGCCGUGCAAAAGCACAGCUGGCUGCUUGCUGUCUUGUCCUGAUCCAGGCAGUGGGAUGGGAGGGCAGCACCUAUGGCUCCUUAGCCAGGGCACGAGAAUGUCUUGGUAAGAGGAGGAGGGAGGACUGGGAGGCCUGUCUCUAGCUGUCACAUUAGUAUUAUGAUCCUGUUCUGCAGAAUUUUGCUUUUAAAGCAUUGAAAUUUGAGUUUAGAGUUCAGAAUUGUUUAUUUGCUUCUGCUGUUCUGUUUUUUUGGGUUGUUUGGGAUUUUUACAACUCUUAAUAUUUUAUUUCUGUUCUUUCCUCGUUACUGAGGGGAGCAUCCAAAAAUCAAAUUUUAAGCUGUAGCACUGCACUGAAUUACUCUGAUCAGCAUUUUUGUUAGUUUUACCCUGAAAGAAAGUCACGCGGGCAUUCCAAAAUGGGGGGGAGAGGAAAGGGGAUUAAAAGACCUUUUUAACGGAAAGAUCUAUCUGAAAUAGCCUUUGUUCUCCUCUUUACUUCCUUUCCUGUGCUGACACUAAGAAAUGUGUCAGUGGGGCUAAAUCUGAUGCUCAGAUGCUGAACAGACUCCGUUGUACUGCAGAAAAAGUGGCCCAGCUCUUACCUUCUCUGACUCUGAGCUGAUGGGCUUAGGCUGGUGUGUGUCUUCUGUAAUACCAGACCUGUUUUUUAGACUAGCACUUUGUAAGUGGCUGGCUCUAUUGUACAAAGAGGAAAAUUAAAGAGUGGUUUGCACUGAAA